UGUGGAUGAUGACAAUAGAGUAAGGUUGAAUUUUGCCAUAAUUCAGCUGGAAGUUUCCCCUCAUUGUUCAAAUGAUUAUAUUACAAUAUAUGAUGGGCCUUCAACAAAUUCUCCUGCACUUGCCACAAUAUGUACUGGAUCAGACAAGAUGUUUACAUCAUCAUCCAACACCAUGACUGUUUAUUUUCAAUCUGAUUCCAGUAAUACUGGUCCUGGCUUUACUGUAGAUUAUUACGAGGUGUCUUCAAUACAAUAUGCACGAUGCGGAGGGAGAUUUGAUGAUGAUAGCAGAUCUUUUGCCAGCCCCAAUUAUCCACGGCCCUAUCCAAAUGAUGCGAAAUGUACCUGGUUUAUAACUGUGGAUGAUAACAAAAGAGUAAGAUUGUAUUUCAUUAUGAUUCAGCUGGAAGUUUCACCAUAUUGCUCAAAUGAUUACAUUGCAGUUUAUGAUGGGCCGACAACAAAUUCGCCAACACUUGCCACAAUUUGUACCGGAUCAAAACUUAAAUUUACAUCAUCAUUCAACACCAUGACUGUCUAUUUCCAAUCUGAUUCCCGUAAUACGGAGCUUGGCUUUAUUGCUGAUUACUACGAGGUACUUCCACAUCAAAAUGUUCAGUGUGGAAGCCAUCUUGAUGAUGAUAAUAGAAUUUUCACCAGCCCCAAUUAUCCGCGAGACUAUCCAAAUAAUGCAAGAUGUACUUGGUAUAUAAUUGUGGAUGAUGAUGAAAGAGUAAAGGUGAACUUUGCUAAUAUUCAGUUGGAAGUUUCACCACAUUGUUCAAAUGAUUAUAUUAAAAUAUUUGAUGGGCCUUCAACAAAUUCUCCUGUGAUUGCUACAAUAUGUACUGGGUCAAACCAUGAAUUUACAUCAUCAUCCAAUUCAAUGACUGUUUAUUUUCAAUCUGAUUUCCGUAAUACUGCUCCUGGUUUCACAGCAAAUUACUACGAGACAUCUGCAAACCAAAAUACACAAUGCGGAGGAAAUCUUGAUGAUGACAACGGAUCUUUUACCAGCCCUAAUUAUCCACUCCACUAUCCAAAUAAUGCAAAAUGUAUUUGGUAUAUAUCUGUGGAUAAUGAUGAAAGAAUAAGGUUGAAUUUUGUUAAGAUUCAGCUGGAAGUUUCCCCACGUUGCUCAAAUGAUUAUGUAACAAUAUAUGAUGGGCCUUCAAUACAUUCUCCUGCACUCUCCACAAUAUGUAUUGGAUCAAACCUCAAAUUUAUGUCCUCGUCCAACAAAAUGACUGUUUAUUUUCAAUCCGAUUCCCAUAAUACUGGUUCUGGCUUUACCGCACAUUACCACGAGAUAUCUAUGGUUGCAGGUGCACAAUGUGGAGGAAACCUUGGCCAUGGUAAUGGAUCUUUUGCCAGCCCCAAUUAUCCACGAAACUAUCCAAACAAUGCAAAAUGUACCUGGUAUAUAUUCAUGGAUUCCAAUGAAAGAAUAAGGUUGGGUUUUGGUGAGAUUCAGCUGGAAACCUCACCCCAUUGUUCAAAUGAUUAUGUUGCAAUAUAUGACGGACCUUCAACAAAUUCUCCUGUACUUGCCACAAUAUGUACUGGUUCAAGCCAUGUAUUUAUAUCCUCAUCCAACACCAUGACUAUCUAUUUCGAAUCUGAUUCCCGUGAUACGGGUCCUGGCUUUACUGCACAUUACUACAAAAUACCUCAAAUUGAAAAUACACAAUGCGGAGGCAAACUUAGUGGUGACAAUGGAUGUUUUACUACCCCCAAUUAUCCACGCAAUUAUCCAAAUUCUGCGACAUGUAUCUGGUAUAUAACUAUGGACGAUGAUGAAAGAGUAAAGUUGAAUUUUAUUGAUAUUCAGCUGGAAGUUUCCUCACGUUGCUCAAAUGAUAAUGUUACAAUAUACGAUGGGCCCACAACAAGUUCACCUGCACUUGCCACAAUUUGUACUGGACUGAACCAUGAAUACACAUCAUCAUCCAACACUCUAACUGUUUAUUUUCAAUCUGAUUCCCAUAAUUCUGAUCAUGGCUUUGCAGCAUAUUACAAUAUGGUGUUUCCAAAUCCAAGUAUGCAAUGUGGAAUGAAACUUGAUAAUAAUAGUGGAUGUUUUGCCAGCCCCAAUUAUCCAAAGUACUAUCCAAAUAACGCAAAAUGUAUCUGGAAUAUAUUUGUGGAUAAUGGCAAAAGAAUAAUGUUGAAAUUCAUUGAUAUUCGUAUUACCUACCAGUGGAAACAACUGUGCCACACAGAAAGCCCAACUGACAAUCCUAAAUUGGCUAUCAGUGUAAUUAUUUACAUGUUCAGGAUUAUGCACCAGUUGCAGAAGCACAUCAGACGUUGUAAGGCUUGCAAGCAUGGGUUUGGGUAUGGUAAAGAUAAAAAGUAA
This is a messenger RNA of Chiloscyllium plagiosum (whitespotted bambooshark), 2359 nucleotides long. The record is from RefSeq and is a predicted model, not a curated record. NCBI's taxonomy places the organism in Eukaryota, Metazoa, Chordata, Chondrichthyes, Orectolobiformes, Hemiscylliidae.